This is a messenger RNA of Puntigrus tetrazona (Sumatra barb), 496 nucleotides long. Its product is annotated as disks large-associated protein 4-like. Bases 152 to 496 code for a protein of 114 amino acids. The transcript has a single exon. NCBI's taxonomy places the organism in Eukaryota, Metazoa, Chordata, Actinopteri, Cypriniformes, Cyprinidae. The record is from RefSeq and is a predicted model, not a curated record.
GCAGUUAAUUGCAAAAACCACGCCCGGCGGCUUCGUCACUGUAAGCGGCUGGAUCUGAACGGAGUUUGUCUGUCCUCUAGGGGUCGCCCUCCAGGGCCGUCGUCUCUCUUCAUCUGGGAUCAUGUACUAGAGCCGACCCUGCGCAGCAACCAUGAAAGGCUUAGGGGCCAACCGUAGCCGCCAUCUGUCCGACACCUGUGACCCCACCGCGGGCCCCCAGGAGCCCCUGUGCCCCUUGGCCCCGGACCCCCACGCCGCCUUCCUCCUGAGCCCCACCGUCAACCACUACGCCACUCUGGACCCUCACCUCCAUCAUUUUCCUGUUUCCACGGCGACGACGCUGCAGUCCGACUGUCUGCUGCCCCUCAACAACCAGCUGAGCAACAGCAGCACCUUCCCUCGCCUCCACUACACCACCCAGCCGGAGCAGAGCGACUACACACAGGUACAGGCCUUUACUGGAAAUGUUAUUGCUGUUUUCUAUGCGUUAUUAUAA